ACGGACACACAGAAGGAAAGCGCCUUUGUUUUUCACUCCCUUUGCCUUCUGUGCCGCGGGGCUCGUGCUUUGGCCCGGUGUUGCACCUUGUGCCCGAAGUAAGGGACUCAAAGGCUUGUCACGGUGCAGCAACACGACCACCUGUGAGGAGCAUGCGCCCAACGCAGGAUACACUUUAAUGAAAUCCCAGGAAAUGGACUAGGACUAUCUGAACCAUUUUCUUUGAACUGAUUGAUGGGUCGUUUUACUGAAGAAAUUCCCCAGUAAACGUGGGGAGACUUUCAGCUAACUUCUUUUGAACUUGGAAAUUGCUAUGGAACAAAACGCCAGUCUGGAGGGACCCCAGCCAGAGAAUCAUGAGGACAGCAAAAGCAACACAAGACCCUUGUCCAGCGGAGCUGUCCCUGUCAAGGGGGAAAUAAAGAAACAUGCCGUUACAGAUGACUACAAAAUCUCUAAGCGAGUGCUGGGUUUAGGCAUUAAUGGCAAAGUGUUGGAGUGCUUUCACAAGGAAAAAGGACAGAAAUGUGCUUUGAAGCUCUUGUAUGACAGUCCGAAAGCACGACAGGAGGUGGAUCAUCACUGGCGGGCUUCAGGCUGUCCACACAUUGUCCAUAUCCUGGAUGUUUAUGAGAAUAUACACCAUGGGAAGAGAUGUCUCCUAAUCAUCAUGGAAUGCAUGGAAGGAGGAGAGCUGUUCAGCAGGAUCCAAGAGCGUGGAGACCAAGCUUUCACAGAAAAAGAGGCCUCUGAAAUCAUGAGAGACAUUGGAACAGCCAUCCAGCAUCUACAUGCAGUGAACAUUGCCCAUAGAGAUGUUAAGCCAGAAAACCUCCUCUAUACAUCCAAAGGGAAGGAUGCGGUGCUCAAGCUGACAGACUUUGGGUUUGCCAAAGAGACAACCAUACAGAAUGCACUGCAGACCCCCUGUUAUACCCCUUAUUACGUAGCCCCAGAAGUUCUUGGUCCUGAGAAGUAUGACAAAUCCUGCGACAUGUGGUCUCUCGGUGUCAUCAUGUACAUUCUCUUGUGUGGGUUCCCUCCAUUCUACUCCAACACUGGCCAAGCUAUUUCCCCAGGAAUGAAGAGAAGAAUUCGGAUGGGACAGUAUGGAUUUCCGAAUCCCGAAUGGUCAGAUGUAUCUGACGAAGCUAAGCAGCUAAUUCGUCUAUUGUUGAAGACAGAUCCAACUGAGCGGAUGACAAUUUCUCAGUUUAUGAAUCACCCCUGGAUUAAUCAAUCCAUGGUGGUGCCACCGACCCCUCUUCACACUGCCCGGGUUCUACAGGAGGAUAAAGAUCACUGGGAUGAAGUGAAGGAGGAGAUGACCAGCGCUUUGGCUACUAUGAGAGUGGACUACGACCAGGUAAAAAUCAAAGAUUUGAAAACAUCCAACAACCGUCUCCUCAACAAACGACGCAAGAAACAAAAGCAAGGAGGUACCUCUUCAUCGUCUCCUGGAUGUAAUAACCAGUAAAGAGAAGAGGAAAUGAUGAAUAACAAAAGGAAGAACCAGUCCAACUGGUUUCAGUUUAUCUUGCUACCAAAAAAAAAAUCACUGAAAUAUCGAAAUGUGCAUGUCCUGGAAGAGAUGGUCAACUGUGACAUUCAAUAUAUGACGUUCUGGAACUUUUAUUGGGAUAUUGAGUUCUUUUUCCAAAAUGGACAUAGUUUUUUAAUGUUCUUUUACUUUAUAGUGAAUAAUGUUGUUUUACAUUAUAAUAAAGAAUCUGCCUAAGA
Molecule: messenger RNA, 1740 nt
Organism: Sphaerodactylus townsendi
Lineage: Eukaryota; Metazoa; Chordata; Lepidosauria; Squamata; Sphaerodactylidae
Gene: MAPKAPK3
Product: MAPK activated protein kinase 3
Exons: 12
Coding region: 314-1477 (387 amino acids)
Biological process (GO): response to cytokine; toll-like receptor signaling pathway; protein autophosphorylation
Cellular component (GO): nucleus; cytoplasm
Molecular function (GO): mitogen-activated protein kinase binding; calcium/calmodulin-dependent protein kinase activity; calmodulin binding
Source: RefSeq, a predicted model, not a curated record